This is a messenger RNA of Osmerus eperlanus (European smelt), 4278 nucleotides long. It is a transcript of the gene vezf1b, whose product is annotated as vascular endothelial zinc finger 1b. Bases 100 to 1668 code for a protein of 522 amino acids. The transcript is spliced from 8 exons. NCBI's taxonomy places the organism in Eukaryota, Metazoa, Chordata, Actinopteri, Osmeriformes, Osmeridae. Gene Ontology annotation, cellular component: nucleus. Gene Ontology annotation, molecular function: DNA-binding transcription factor activity, RNA polymerase II-specific. Gene Ontology annotation, biological process: regulation of transcription by RNA polymerase II. The record is from RefSeq and is a predicted model, not a curated record.
CGGAGGCUUACAGGAAGUUGGAGCAGCUGCCAUGUUAGCUAGCUGCUUUGUUGUAGAUUCCUAUUCCUUGUAGGUUUCCUGGAGAAUUUAAGUGUUGCGAUGGAACCGAGUUGGAGUACAUUUUUAUUCCAGCAGGCCAAUGAGGCCCUGCAUCACCAGCACCAGGUGGCCCAGAACAGCCUUCUGCCGCUCCUCAACUCCGGCGCCGAACCGCCAGACCAGAAGCCUGUGCUGCCAAUCCCCUUGGACCACAAGCCGCCCGUCAGCGCCGCGGAACUCCUCAAGGACAAUGUGGCAAGUGGCGCGGGCGGAGGUGGCGGCGGAGGCAUCACUGUGGUGAAGAAGGAACCCAAAUCCAAGACACCCUUCAUCUGCGGCUACUGCAACAAGGCCUUUCGGGACAGCUACCACCUGCGGCGGCACGAGUCCUGCCACACGGGCAUCAAGAUGGUGUCGCGACCCAAGAAGGUGCAGACGGCACCCACCAUGGUGCCACUCAUCUCCACUGUGCCACAUCGUGAGAACAGCGGAAACCCUUCCUACAUUUCCACCAUAGCUGGCAUCCUCACCACGGCAACCACCUCCGCCUCCACGGCCACCAGCAUCAUGUCGCCCAUGCCGCAGCAGCAGAGUCUCCCCAAGAAGCCCGCCAAACCAGUGAAGAAGAACCACGGCUGCGAUAUGUGCGGCAAGGCCUUCCGGGAUGUCUACCACCUGAACCGCCACAAGCUCUCCCACUCCGAUGAGAAGCCGUUUGAGUGUCCUAUCUGCCAGCAGAGGUUCAAGAGGAAGGAUCGCAUGACGUACCACGUACGUUCACAUGAUGGUGGAGUCCACAAGCCUUACAUCUGUUCUGUCUGCGGGAAGGGCUUCUCGAGGGAGAACGGCACGGGACAGAGAGACUGCUGCAGGGGCCAGACUGCACCAGAAGAGAUGGGCCUCCAGUGUCACUCCUGCUCCCAAUGGCCUGACCACCUAAGCUGCCAUGUGAAGCAUGUUCAUUCUUCAGAGAGACCCUUCAAAUGCCAAGUAACGGCCUGCACCUCGGCUUUCGCCACCAAAGAUCGUCUGCGCUCCCAUAUGAUCCGGCAUGAGGGCAAGGUCACCUGUAACAUCUGUGGCAAGAUGCUCAGCGCCGCCUACAUCACCAGUCACCUAAAGACACACGGGCAGGCUAGCUUCAACAACCCCUGUAACAAAGGGCUAAGUGACUGGCAGUGGAACCACUCAGGGCUACGAAAAGGUGAGUUGACGGUAGGAGAGGUCUUAAAUAAGUCGUUCCAAGUCCUUAUUGACAUCUCUCGCACUCAAGAUGGUAGCAACAUUCACAAUUCUGCAACGCCCGUCACCAACUCUGCUGCCAUCACCUCUGCAAUGAACCGUGGCAAUGCUAGCCACCCGGUCACAAUCGCCGCCCAGAUGAACAUUACCACCAGCACGGUCAACAUCCACUCUCCAGUCAACCUACAGCACCCAGUGACCAUUACAGGCCCCGUCAACUUGGCCUCCGUCAACAUCCCAGCAUCAGCAUCCAUGAAUAUUGCCCACCCAGUGGCCAUCACCUCCCCCAUGUCCAUGAAUAUUACCGGGCCCCUCAAUAUUGCCAUGAGGCCCAUGGAUAGCAUGCCUUUUCUCUCCCAAGUCCUGCCUUCCUCUCCACCUUGGUAGAAAUGUUAAACCCCUUAUACUAAUGCCCCCAACCCUGCCCAUAUACACUUCCUACCUUUUACCCGACCCUCUUAGUUUCUAACUAUUUCUUAACUUAGUAGCCCCUCCUCUUACUGUAGAUUAUGUUGUGGUAGUGCGGAGGAUAGGGUGCUAGCCAGAUGCUGUACCCCUCUGUCACUGCAGCAGUAUCAGCAUUAGUUAAAAAGCAGCAUGUGAGAGGGGGACUGGCAAACCCCUGUAGAUGAUAUUUACUGCAUUUAUUUCUCUUCAUCCGCCAACAGACAGUCCUAGAAUCUUGAGGUCUUGAAAGUUAAAUUCAGCUGUUAAGUGAUUCACCAAGUGGAUGGCUGAUGUAAAAAACAGGCGGCUUUUUUUCAUCAGAACAUGCCUUUGGCGUCAAACAAAUCUUUUAACGGUAAUGUGUUGCUGGUAUAAAAUGUUUAAAAUGCUCUUGUAUAGAGCUAAUGUUUUUUUUUUUUUUUUUUUACUAUUUUGUUAUUAUAGCCUGUGUAUGAGUUUUAAUAGUUUUAUGCAUUGUAAGGACUUCAAAAAAGGGACAAAGACAUCCAUUGCCAGAUAGAAAGAUACUUUAAAAUCGAAUUUGUUGACGGAAAACUUUUGGCCACUUGGCAGUAUUUUAAGUAUAUGCCUUUUAAUAUGUUUUGUUAACACUCCCUAGUCCUCCAUUUAAAAAAUGUAUCUGUAAAAUGGACACUCCAAACUUCUAGAUGCUGUAUGCUCAUGUUUUUGUUAAAAUGAUUUGUGUUUUAUGUCUUCAGUAGUUGUAUGACAUGACAGAUUGGUACCAGAACACAGGAAAAGUCUUGCACAGAAAACAUAUCCCCAGGUUAAAUCCUGAAAAUGACAGUAUUUCAAAGAUCAAAAAAUUGUAAGUGUUUCUUAAAGCCUUUCAGUUUAGUGUCCAACGUGACCACCUAGUGGCCUGGUAAAGACCCUAGAAGCAAAGUUCCCAAAGUUCACAAUAUUUUAUUGUGAUAAUGUUUUAUCAUGUUGGUAAAAUGUUUUGUUUUUGUUAGAUUCUUGUGUCCCACUACAUAUUUCAGCUUUUGGUUCCUACAACAAAUAUUUUUUUUUCUCAGGAACCUUACUGAGAGUAGCCCAGUAUUUGACUUUUUGGAGUGAAUGGAAUCAUGAUGAACGCACUAUAUAUUUUUCUUGAACGUACACACCCUGUCAUUGUAAAUAUUAGACACUAUUUUUUUCUUGGCCUGUCAGAACAAUAAAACAGGUCACAGGUUAGGAAAACAGUUACCUUAUCAUUGUUGAUAUGGCCGUCCUAAAUGGAAAGUUUAGGAAUACAUUGGGACUAACGUUCUGUUAUUUUCUUUUGUGGUUUAUAUCCUAAGUUCUCAUUACUGUAGUACCAAAACUGCCACCUGGUUCCCAUGGUUAUACAGCUAGCUGGUAGGUCCUGUCUCAAUGCUCUUUUUGUGUGAAAGGGACUAAGUGAUAAUUAAAAUGAAAAAAAACCAGGUGUUGUCAUAGGGUAAGAAGGAGGAGGUUGGGUAAUUUACCCAAGGACAGACCGCUUACCUUCUCAGCCAACUGACUCUGCCCACGCUUAUAUCAAGUAAUAAAAUCUCACCACAAAGGAAGUCUUUGAAGCACUUGUAGCUGACAGUGGUUUGCGUAAACUGCAUUGCACAUCUUUGGAGCUGUAUUUUGACACUUGAUAAUGUGUUAUACACGGAAAACAGUGGACUUUUGUGCUCUGGUGGGUAACUUUUUCCUUGAAUCUACAUUGUAGCAGCAAGGUGUUUGAGGCCUUUGAUAGUAUUGCAUGCAUGACAACACAGAAUCAAGGAAAUUGCUCAAAUCUGGAAUGGCAUUUUGAUUUUGUCAAUGGAUUUCCUUCCUACUGGUCUCUAAAAUGUUGCAUGUGGACGAUGGAGCUUGCUCAGUAUGAGGUUGAGUUCAAAACUGUCAUUAGAUGGCUAGUGACUUUUUAUAUUGUAAUAAAACACUAAAAAAAUUAGGUUUAAUGUAUGCGUGUGGUAUCGUUUGUCCUUCUGCAGUGGCCGUAAUAACUAGUGUGCCUGAACUGCUUUUGCAAGAUUAUUCCACACUUCAAUGCUUCCUACUCUAGCUGUGUGUGAUGGACUUUAUUUGUGAAGAAGCCUUCACCAACCUAAACGAGCAAAACAGCUCGGUCAACCAAAUUGUUGUACACCAUGCGCCAUACAUUAAAUUUAACCAAAUGUUUCUGAUUUGAUUACAACGGUUGAACUUUGAGUUGGAAGAGAAAGAUGCAAAUCUUCCUGUCGUUAUUCUUGAUGAAUUGGCAUGAUAUUGUGAAGGCAGAUGAAUGUAUAUCUUUGUACAAAACCAUUAGUUCAGAGGACAUGUUAGUUAUGAUAGACAUAUGAAAGGAAAAAAACAAGAUAACAUUUUAUAAAACUUUUUGUAUUAGAACAUUAACAAUGGUAAUUUUGUAUAUAAAAAGCUAGGCUUUCUGAUUAGCAGAAAGGUAAAACAUUCCUACAUUUUUUUUAAAUGUACUGUCUGUCAAGAAUAAUUAUGUAAACAUUAUGCGCAAUGUUUUAUGUGCCUUUUAUUUGGGUUGUCUAAAUAAAAAACGAUGAAACAUGA